CGAAAGAGAAUUGAAGAAUUGUGGUAGAAAAUUUGUUAUUUUUUGUGUGCUGCGCUGUUUUUUAGAAAAUUACUUGGAUUUUGUACAAAAUAUCCAUUUGAAAAUUAUACAUAUAGUUGUAUAAAGAUGUUGUGUAUUGUGUAAAAUAUAAAAAGUGUUAUUAGAUGUACGAUUUAUGCUGAAAUUUUGCAUUUUUCAUGGUCGGUAUAUUGAAGUCGAGAAGUUUUUGCCAAUGAGAAAUUUUUCUAAGGAAGGCAACGAAAAAACCAACGAUUGAGCGUGUGAGUGCAAAAUUUAGUUGAUCGGUAGUCGGCGAAACGUGGUGGUAGUGGAGAACACAAAUUGCAUGAAAGAUGGCGUCGUCGAUGAUAGCUGCAGCAGCGGUUGCGGCGUCGACAUCGGCGUCAUCAGCCGAAGCGGGCGAAAUGAAAAUAGAAGAAGAAGAAGAUGGUUGCAACGAAGAGGGUGAGGAGGAAGCGCUUAAUACCACACUACGUUCCUGUGCCAACGAUCCAGAUUUCGCGGUAAUAUGUGCAUUCCUGCAAAAGUUCGCCAAGGAUUUGGGUAUACCAUUACCGAAUUUCAAGCAUUUGCAAGAGUGGCUUACAAAUACAGAUGAAGUCACCGAUCAGUUGCGUGAUCUACACAUAAAACUUUUACGUAAAACGCGCAAAACCGUGCACGAGAAAAGUUGGGAGUCAGCGCUGAGUAAAUUCUGUUUCACCUAUUCUGCACAGGAUGCAUGGGAGGUAGAACGUUUUGGCUAUAAAAAGUCAAGUUUAAAAGUAAAACUAAGAAUUUUCAGGGAGUUGCUUGAAAGUCAAUUUCAACGGAAUGGCAAGUUUCGUGCACAAAUACUGACAAUGAGUGCUGAUUCAUUACGUUCGCAACCUAUAGGACGUGAUCGUCUGGGGCACACUUACUAUUUUACACAGGAUGCUGAUGGCAAUUUGCGCGUAUAUCAGGAACAUCUAGACGAGGAAAUUUGGCAAGUUGUCGCUACGACACGUGAAGAAUUAGUUAAUCUCAUAUCCCGACUGCGCGGCAAUGAAGUGGUGUUGCCCUCUACGGAUAUUGGUGUUGAUGAAGAUACCAGUAGUAGUAACAGUUGUACAGCUCAAGUGGAAAAACCACCGCCGCCAGAAGAACAAGACGACUCUCAGGAGGAAGAAGCGCGUAUACCAAAUUUGCGUAUAAAAUUAUCAAAUAAUGGUAAAUUAGCCGUAACGUCUCCAAAUAUCACAACACAAACAACAACACCGCUAGCAACAAAACGUUGUCUGGAUGAUGUCGAGAAAAGCUCACCACGUAGUGAAGAAUUAAAUAUAAUCAAAAAAGCGCGUCCUUCACUUUUGGAUGUGAAUCGCGCCAAAAAGCCAAGUAGAUAUGAGAAGACUAAAUCCGAAGAAGAGGAAGAGGGUGAGGAGGAUGACGAAGAUGAAGAGGAUGACGUUGAUGAAGAAGAGUUAUCCAUUGAAGAAGAGGAUAUAGAUAGCGCAGCGGCCGAAGAAGAUGAAAAUGAGGAAAAAGAAAUAGAAGACUCAGAUGGUGACUCUGAUGAAGAGUUGAAUGAAGUUGGUGAAGCCAUUGAAGAACCCACACUUAUAGUACGCGGUGAGGGUGCUGGCGAAGACUGCGAAGGCGUAUACACAAAUAAGCAAUUUUUUCUAAACACAUUUUUUUUUGGCGGCGACGACGACGAAGCUUGCGAUGAACCAUAUCCAGACGCAAUUGUGGGUGAAGUUGUGGAAGAAGCCACCUUUUACAUAUACGGUGAAGGAACUGGUGCUGAAUGCUUAGUUGGUAAUGGCAAAAAUGAUGUUGAGACUGCAGCAACAGCAACAACAACAACCACACCGACGACACCCACAAAAACAAAUGAACCAAAGGCAACAUUUUUCUUUGGUGAACCUGGUUGCCUUAAACUCAGUCCGAUGAAACAACAACAAGCAAUAGAUGAAGGGAAUAAUGGGGAUGAUGAUGCCGAAAAUACUCAGGUUGUUGACGAUACAAGUGAAAUAGUUAAAAAUGCGGCGAAUGAGAAAGCCAGCGAGCAUGUAGAAGUGGAGAAGGUUGCCGAAAAAAUUGCAAAAGAAAGUAGUGAACAAGCAAAUAAUAUAGAUUUAAAGAAAAAGGACGAGGAGAAUAGUACUAAGGACAAGGCACCGCACGAUAACAAAGAUUUAGAGGGGAAAGUGACGGCUAACGGUGACGAUGUCGAGUGUAGCAAAAAUCCUGUAGAAAAGAAUAUAAGUGAAGAGCAGGAAAUAUGUGCUAAAAAUUGUGAAGAAAAAGUGAACGAACCGCAAGAAAAUGUGGCGAUUAAUGAUAAAGCAGAAAAUAAUAUAGAGACAGAAGAAAAGCUGGCAGUGAAUAAAGAAGAGCAUAUCGAAAAUAGUGUUAACGAAAAUAAAGCUGAGGAUCAGAAAACUGGAAACGGCCUUGAAGCUGCUGAGAAGCAGGAGGAAAAAAGCGAUUUAGAGGAAAAUAAUUUAACCGACAAACCGGAUGUAAAUAAAGACGUUGAGGUUAAAGCAAAUGUAGAAAUUAUACAAAGUGAAAAUACCGUUACAACUAAUGUUAAUGAGGCCAAAACGGCUGAAAUUCCUAGCAAUGACGAAGAUAAAGAUAUCGUACUACCAAAGUCCACAACAACAGCGGAAAAUAACGAAAUUAAAAACACAACCGUAAAUGUUAUUGCCCAACCAGUAGAUACUAAAGUUAACGCCAAUACCGAGUUAGUAAUAGAAAAUAAGAAUUGUGAACCGAAAGUAACUGUUGAAAUCGAACAAACUAAAACUGAAGAGCCGUCUACUGAAACAGACGCUCCACCGGUAAGCGAUAUCAGCGAGCAAGUCGAAACUAAAACCUUGCCAACAACAAAUAUUAAAUGCGAAAACUCAAAAACUGAUUUGGAAAAUACUAAACCAAACAUUUCAACCGCCGCUACACAAUUAAUCGGCAAUGACGUCACUAAUGUUGUGCCGGUCACUAAUGUCGUACCGAUCACUAAUGUCGUACCGAUCGCUAACACUUGUGCCAGCACCACCGCCACCUCCACCCCACAUACUACCACUAUCAAUCGCAAACGACGUCUUGAGGAUAUGCCAGCACCUGCUACACACCGUUUAUCGACAUCAGAGAGUGAAGUGGAUAUACUGCAUUCGGAGCUACCGGAUGAGCUCGCCACAGAAGAUGAUAUCGAUGAUCCAGCAGAUGUAGGUGGUAAGCGCAUAAAAAUGCGUCCGAAAAUAACACAUACCGAUCUCCGCAAGAAGGUGGAAGCACAAAAAGGAUGCGUUGAGGAGACAACCUCUUCGAGUGGUGAAGAGGAUGCGCGACGUAGGCGUAAAAUCAUUACGCCACGUCGACAAAUUGAACGUUGUGUGAAAAAUCUUAAAGUAGCACAAGAAGCGGCCGCUAAACGUGAGUGUAAUCAAACGCAAACAGCAAAGCAUGCCGAAAGUAACAUUUCAGUGGUUGAAGAGAAGAGUGUGGCGCUGAAUUUGACCAGUCCAACAACAACGUUAGCAUUUCCGCCAGCUUUUCCCGCUGUAACAACAACAACAACAGUGCUACCAUUUGUAAGCGCAGCGAAACCGGUGGUACCACCAAUGCCACCAUCAGCACCAACAUUACCGCUAACAUCGGUACACGCAACACCAACACCAACCACUACAACGGGCCGACAAAAGCCGACGCUUGCCGAAAUCAUCGAGAAGAAACUGAAAAAGUCUAGCGAAAAAGCAACAGCAAUAACAACAGUAAAAGUGGAAACAGCGCUUUCAACAACAGCCAACACAACAAUUGCCGUUGCAGCAACAACAACAAACGCUAACGAUACGAAUUCGCCGUUUGCCACAUUUUCGCCACCAAAAAAGUCACCAAUAACCAAACCGUUGAAAAAGAAUUUACUCACACAAUUACGACAGGAGGAGAGCGAUGAGGACUCCAUACCACGCAAACGUACCAUCAGCGAUGCAGGCGCAACUGCAGCCGUCACAGAAACGGUGAAAAAGUUGGAAACACAACCUAGCAGCGAGGAUAAAGAGCUGAUACCAGAACGGAAGACACUCGAACGCAAAACACCCGAACGUAAGACACCCGAGCGCAAGACACUCGAACGCAAGCCACUCGAACGCAAGCCACUCGAACGCAAGCCACUCGAACGCAAGACACCCGAACGCAAAACGCCCGAACGCAAAGUAAACGAACCAUUGUUCACUGAACGAGCAAGUGUGCCACGUAAAACCCCAGAUCGUAAAACACCGGAGCGGCAACGCAAGCGCCGCAGUAGUGAGGAAGUGAAGGUAACUGGAGCGAAUGAGUCCGAGAGUAACAAGGAAAUGAAAUAUGAGACGUUGGUGGAGCAGGAAACCAAACCGACGGAGCUCGUGGUGAAGAAAGAAAAGAGCCCAUCACCUGCUGCAGAGGUGGCCAUUGUUGGGCGACGCUCAAGUAGACGCAGUGCUGCGACGGUCAUUUAUGCCGAAUUGCCGCAACCGAAGCGUACGCGAGGUGGCGCGAAGGCAACAACUCCCGUGGCAACACCCAAAAAGACAAACAUAAAGGAAGAGAAGAAGAGUGAGGCGGCCAAAGAGACGGUCAAGGCUGUGGUGGUGGAGUCUGUUAGUGCGAACGAUAGAAAGGCGAGGUCUUCCAGCAGUGGUAUUGCUGCCGAAAAUACAAUUAACGAAACUAUUGUAACAACAACUUCUAAGGAACCAGCUGCUCCAGCUAAGAAAGCAGCUAGUAGCACACCCACAGCCAAGGAAAGUUGUAAGGAAGUGAAAGCUAAAGCUAAGCCAACGCCGAAAGUUUUAAAGGCUACAAAGAAGGAUGCUAAAAAGGAGUCAGCAAGUAUUGUUAACGAAGAGCCGAAGUCCAAGCCGGAAAAAAAGGGCGCCACAACUAGUGCUUCCAGUGUAAAGAACGCUAGCACGACAGCAACUUCAACCACAACCACGCCGGAAAAAAUAGAAAAAACGCCGUCAGUCAAGUCCACACCCUCCCCUUCACCCAUCAAAACAACAAUGGCAGAAAAGAACACGACUGAAAGCACGCCGGCUGCUGCACGUGGACGUGGGCCUCGCAAGCAACGUGAAGUGGAUGCCACUAAUAUCAUAGAUACUAUCGACUCUGAGACGCCGGUGCGUCAAUCGCGACGCAUCGCACAGCAGAAAAUACGUGAGGAGGCUGAACGCCGCAAACUGGAAGAGAUAGCAUUGCGUACCAUGAAGCAGGAAUUGAAGAAGAAAAAGAAGGCCGAAAAACAGACAGAUCCCACAGUAGCAGAGCCGUCAGAACCAUCGUCGUCCGAAGAAAGCGAGGUGGAGUUGAAGAAAAAGGCGAAAAAGAAGUGUCCCGGCAAAGAUGGUUGGUCUUCGGGUUCGGAGGAGCAAGAAGAACCGGAGGAAGAAGAUGAACCGCCGCAGUAUAGCGAUCCAGGUUCGCCGCUCUUCCGUUCAGAUCACGAAUUCUCACCGGAAUCCGAUUUAGAAGACGAAACGCAAGUGGUACCUAUGAAACGUGCGCGAACCGCGCGCAAAGAAGACGCCGAGGAGGGUGAAGAUGGCGAUGAGGAAGCCUGUCAAAAAUGUGGUAAAUCUGAUCAUCCCGAAUGGAUACUAUUGUGCGAUAACUGUGACAAGGGUUAUCAUUGUUCUUGUCUAUCGCCUGUGUUGUUCUAUAUACCCGAAGGCGAUUGGUAUUGUCCGCCUUGCCAGCAAGAACAGCUGAUUGCCGCUUUGGAGAAACAGCUAAAUGAUUUCGAUGAAUUUGUUGAGCUGAAGCGUUUGCAGGAGGUGGAGAAUAAACGGCUGGCCGCCGAAGCAGAACGCGCCGAGCAGGUGCGGCUUGAGAAUGAGAAACAGCAGCAGAAGGAACUAAAAGAGCGUAAAAGGCAUAAGAAGAAGAGUAAACGACGUGGUGAAAACGGUAAGGAGGGUGAGGAUGAUGAAGACGAAAGUGGCAGUAGUGGCAGUACCGAUGACGGUAAAAGCGAGGAGCGUAACAAAAAACGCAGUGCUAGUCAGAGUGAUGAUAGCGAUGAUGAUAAACCGUUGGUGAAGAAAGGCACCAGCAGUCGUAAAUCACGCACCGAAAACUAUCGUGACAGUCACAAGCGACGACGUGGUGAUGGGCGCAGCCGUCGACGCGCAGCCGCACGUGGUAUCGCUAGCCGACGUCGUCAACGCAAUGACUCGGAUAGUGGCACCGGCAGUGGCUCACAUAGGUCGGGCAGCGAUAGCGGUGGUUCGCGCAGCGGUUCGGGUUCUUCGUCAUCAUCCUCGUUAACCGACAGUGAUGACGAGCCAAUUUAUAAGCUGCGCAAGCGACGACAAAUCAAUGUCAGUUAUCGGCUAAACGAAUACGAUGACCUUAUCAACUCGGCGUUAAAGAAAGAAAUGGAUGAGUUAGCGGGUGCCGGCAACUUGGGACGCGGUAAAGACAUCUCCACUAUAAUGGAGGCUGAUAAAGAGGAAAAGGCACGUCAGCGACAAAUGGAGAAGGACGAAACCGUGGUUAAAGAUGAGAAAGAUGCAAUUAAAACGGAAGAGCAAGAUACAGAAAAUGAAAACGAGAAAGAUAAGGAAAAACAAACAAAUGAGGAUGGCAAAUCGAAGUCAGACGACGGCGAUGACUCAGACGAAGUGCUGAAACGUAAGGCGAAGCCGAAGAGUUCUAUCAAAAAGAAGUCACGCAAAUUGACCACCUUGGAUAUUAGCUCCGAGGAGGACAAUGCGUCCGACGAAGAUUUUAAAACCUCUUCAUUCGACGAUGAUGAAGAAGAAGAUACUUCCAUUUCUGUUUCGACCGAUAGCGAUUCGAGCUUGGAGGUAUUUCGACGACGUGGCAAGAAAAAUAAAAAACAACGGAAGGCCGCGCGACGUGCAAUUCGUGAGCGGCGCAAAGAUCGUCGCUUCGUUGUGGACGAGAGUGAUGAUGACGAAGAGGAGGAAGAUCGUCCAAAGUCGAAAAAAAAGAAAAGUGACGAAUGGGAUUGCUCUGAGUCGGAGACGGACUCCGAGGCUUCCGAAAAUCUCGAAGACGUUGAUAGCGCUGACUUGUGCGAUGAUACGACAAGCGAAUCUGACGGCGCCUGGUAUCCGUCGAAGCGUAAGAAGCAACGUAAAGGUAAUAGCACAAACGUGGCACGCAAGUCACCGAAACUGAAGAAGCAACCGGUUAAGAAAGUCAAACGCGUUGAGUAUUCCGACGAUGAUGUUAGCGAAAGUGAAGAGGAGGAAGAGGACGAUGAUGAUGACAUUACUGGGGGCAAGGGUUCGGGCAAACAGCCGCGUUCGCAACCACUCAAAUCCAGUAACUCUACGAAGGGCAAAGGCAAGGGUAAAGGUAAAGGCAAGACGACAGCAUCGAAGAAGAAGAAGAAACAGUCUGAAGAUGAGGAUAGCUUUUCGGAUAGUGAAGACAGCACACGACGCACACGUGGACGCCGCUAUGCAUACUUGGAAGACUUCGACGAUGAGAGCUCGGACGGCGGCAUAAAACCAGGUGUGAAACGUCCAGAUACACCGCCCGAAGAGCGCCAGAAAUUCAUACAGCGUCAAGAGGAAAUCAAACGUAUGUUGGCCGAAAAGAAUGCUGAGGGUGCAAAGUUGGCCGCAACACCGCGUCUCACGCCGAUCAAAGCGGAUGGCGACAAAGACAAGCGUUCACCGGCCAAGCUGAGUGAUUCGUUGUCGACAGUGCCAUUGUCAGUGAUACGACAAGCCAAGGCAUUGGAUGCGGAAUAUCUGCAGCGUAAAGGCGAAAGUGUCGGCGAUUCGGAUAAUGUCGAUGAGGUGGAUGAAUUCGACGAUGCCGAUUUGCCGGACGAUUUCCCCGAGGACAUGGAUGAGGAUACCAUAGCACGUAUGGUGGAAGAGGAGGAGGAAUUGAGUGCAGCUGCGGCCGCACGUGACUUACCGCCAGCUGACGAAGUGUUGCGCACACCGACGAAGCAAACGAACAAAUCCAAAGAAACGCCAGUGGUAUCAAGCGCGCCUCCAGCUGUUGCGCCAACACCACAUGCCAAUCUACCUACCAAUACUUCCAGUGUCGUUAUAACUGCAUCUGGUGGUCUAGAGAAAACCUCACUGAUAAACCCAGCCUUAGCCGCGCUCGCACAAAUGCCAGGCGCUAGCUCAGCUGCUGGCGCACAUCACAUGUCGUCACCAUUGGCGUCCGGCUUACAGGAACCAAUGCGCAAACGCUUACCGAUGCCCACGUUGCAUCCACCACUGCUACGUCAUCAAUUUCCACCACAUGGUGCGAACAUGCCACUCGCUCAUCUGCUACAGCGUCAUCCUUCAGCGCAACCACCCACACAUCUGCUACAGAGCGCGCUUAACGCGCCGCUUGGUCAACCACUCAACCGCAGCAGUUUUCCGCCACAACAUUUACCGCGUCUACCGGCGGGCAUGACAGUGGAGCAGAUGUUGGCCGCGCAACAUCUUAUGACUGCUGCUGCGGCACGUCACAAUCUCCCGCCCACAACGCAACCAUUGCCGGGCGCGCCUGCUGCACGUGAUGUGCUUGCGACAAGCGGCAGCGCUGGGAGUGGUCCCCCCGCUGCCAGCGCGAGUGCUAGUAGUGCGCCGCCGGCGCCUACAGCCGGUGUCAAUAAGGCCGAAACAGAGCCUAAACCGCGCGGUAGACGGAAAAAGAUUACACCGCUACGGGAUACAUUGCAAAAACAGCAAACCGCCGCUGCUGUCACAGCAGCAACAACACAAUCGGAUAAAACAACUGAACCGACCGCUAGUAAUGGCGCUGGUGGUAGCGGUAGCGUUAUAAAGUCGGCAUUAUCUGCCUCAGCCAACGCGCUGCCGCCACAGCUAUACAAGCAACAAGAAGGGCCUAGCGUCAGCAGUGCCGCUACAGUCUCACAAGCAUCAGUAAUUACGCGUAUGCCACAGCUACCUGUGGCCGCCGCGCAUGCAAGUGUCGUGCGCGCUAUGAGCAAUUUAUAUCCUGGCGCAGAUGUUGCCCGCUUCUUUGCGCCGCCUACAUCCCUAGCUGCAGUAACUGGCAAUCGACCACCGCCUUCCAUGCCACGCCAUCGUGAUGGUCCCGGUAUGCCGGGUCUGCCGCCACAUGGUAUGCGUCAAAGUUAUGGGCCACCGCCACCAUUGCGUGGCAGCGCCUCGUCUUUAACAAACCAUGGCCCACCGUUGCAGGGUGGUGUCGGCGAACGUCCGACAUAUCCAGCGCCGGGUGAUCACCAUGUGCCGGGCGGCAUGGGUGCCAGCAUGUAUGGCGGUCCGCCACCGCCAGCGCGUCAUUCUACGUCACAUUUAAAUCCAUAUCGGCCUCCCAUAUACGGUAACCCAAGCUUUGUGCCACGCGGACCGCAUGUGCCGAAUCUACGCGUUCCAGUUAGUGGCGCACCGGAGUUCGCAAGUGGCCCACGUACUUAUUCACCGUAUGGUUAUUAUCCACCCCCUCCACCACUUACCACACCACAUGGGCCACCAAUGCAGCGACCGCCUACAUCCACGCCAUCAUCACGCGGCGGUGGUUGCCCGCCACCAACAACAGCGGUAACUAUUUCAGUGCCACCCGUACCGCCAACAAUAGUAUCCGCAGCAAUCAGCGCAGCAGCAAUCACAACAACACCAAUAGCUACCACAAAAGCAAGCAUACCAGCAAGCGCAAUAAUAACAACCAUAGCGAAACCAAGCUCAGUCAUCGUAGCAGCGCCACCAUCCAGCGCCAGCGCCAACCUAAACAAAAGUAAUAUUGUACAAAAAUCAUCAUCAAUACCAACACCAACCAUAAUACAAACGCCAACACCAACAUCCAUACAAACAACCACACCACAAACUACAACACCCGCUGCAAUACCAACGCGUGCAAUAGUGACUGAAGCCGCUGUGAGCGCACCCGUCGCCACCAUAGUCAACAGAAAAGGGCCAAUUGUAACGGCAACGGUAGCAGCAGCAAGCAUUGUCAAUGAACCACAAGCGCCGCCUCGCAAAAAACUCACCACACUGGAAACCUACGCGGUGGCACACACCAAAUCACCACUCGUCAUAGCGGGUGAGUCGUCGGGUUCGCGCAGUUCACCGGGCGGCAUACAAACCGAGGUGGCUGAUGACUCCUCAUCAGCGCAGGGUACAACCACGACCGCGGUGGCCGCGGACAGCGGUGAGGGACAAGCGAGCGAAUUUAGCGGGCUUGUCAGUUACUUUAGCUCACAGCACGAUGACUACAACACAUAACAACACACGCGCAAGAACAUUGUUAACGCGUUGUUGCGCGGCUUUUAGAAAGCAACACGAGUGAACGAGUGUGCGGUCGGCAAGCACACACACACACAUAAGCGUGCGCGUGUGAUAAGUUGUAGAUAAUUAAUUAUAUGUAUGCGCGCCCGUUAGCAAAUAUUAAUAUUUUCUGUAUUCGAAUUUGUGUAUGUGUUAGGUGUAUUUGAUUUAUUCAAUUUUUUUUUUUUUUUUUAAACCUUUUUUGUGCAACAUUUAAUACAAUGUUGGCAUAACGCAGGCUCGUUUUGGCAAACGGGCGGCAAAAACGCCACAAAGUCAAAGCUCUUGGGUGGGUGUUGCAUUGGUUGAAGUCUAGUGUUGCAUACUUUUAGUAAAUACAUAUAUACACAGGCGCACUGCACGCGCUAAAUACUUGCUAAUUGUGUUUAUUAAAUGUUUAGGCCACUUAUUGGAAAUUUAAUAUUGAACAAUUAGCUCCUCGGUACAUCACCACAGUAAAAAUAAAAUAAAAAAAAAUUAAAAAUAUAUAUAUUUAAAAAUAUUGUUUUCAAAAAAACAAAGAAAUAUUUGAAAGAAAUGUUUAAACAAAUAGUUUAAAAAAAAAUCGUAAAACAGUAUUUAAAAAAAAACAUGGAACAAUUUUUUCAAAAAAAAAAAACAUUGAAAAUAUAUUUUCAAGAAAAAAAAAAUAUAUAUUGAAAAUAUAUUUUCAAAAAAAGAUUUUUUUCGGCAAAAAUAUAUAUUGAAAAUAUAUUUUCAAAAAAGAUAUUGAAAAUAUAUUUUCGAAAAAAGAUAUUAGAAAUAUAUUUUCAAUAAAAAGAUAUUGGAAAUAUAUGUAUGUGCAAAAAAAAAUUUGGGAAUAUAUGUAUUUAAAAAAAAAUAUUUGGAAAUAUAUUUUCAAAAAAAAAUUUAGAAAUAAAAAUAUUUGCCAAAAAAAAUUUUGAAAACAAAUAUUUAAAAAAAAAAAAUAUUUUCCAAAAAUAUUAAAAUAAAAAAUUAAUGCUAGUUAAUUAAACUACUGUAUAUUUAGCUUUAGCGUUAGACUCACUCACACAAAACCACAACAAUUGAAAUCAACGGUAUAGCAUAUACUACACACAUAUUAUAUGUAUGUAAAUAUAUAUAAAAGGGGGUUUUCUAUAAAUUACACUACACACGCUCAGUUGGCAGGCGCUUAAGUCAUAAUGAAACAAAUUAAAAAUCGUUAAUUUUGAAACUCACACUCAAGUAGUCGCCAUUUUCGCCUUUUUAGUUAUGUUAUAGAAAUUAUUAAUUAGCACUGCAGCAACUUAAUUUUUAUUUAUUUUUUUGUUCGCCUACUUUUAUUUAUAAAUUAAAUUAUUUAAUUGAAAUUGCACAUUUUAAACACAGCACACAUGCAUACAUAUACAUACUUAUGUACAUUCAUAUAUACGUACAUAUGUACAUUCAUAUAUAUAAAUAUAUGUUACUGUAACUAUUAUAAAUAUUUAUAUUUAUAUGUAUUUAGUCUACGUGCACGCUUUUUAUUUUUGUAUUCUACUUUAAGCACCACAUACCCACACACACACACACUAUGCAAUUUACUUGUUUGUACGUAUUUACAGUUAAGUGUAUGUAUGCCCACAUGUGCUUUGUACUUUUUAUGCUAAAUUAAUUAUAAUUAUUUAAACAUAUUUUUUAUUAUUAUUAAUUACAAACAUAAGCACAUACAUGCAUAUGUACAUAUUAUAGAAUUAGUUAUAUACAUACAUAUACAUAAAGUAAAUACUAAGCUUGCGCUCAGAGUGUUUCCAAUUUGAGCGCAAAGUGGCAGCAAGUGCGCGCAAAUAUUUUAUUAUGAACCUAUAAUAAUUUAAAUGAAAUGUAAAGGCGUUAUUUUCGAACACAUAACUGCUUAUAUACACGCAUACAUACAUAUGUAUGUACGGUUUAUGUAUACGUGCUUGUAUGUUGCUUACAAAAACAAAAAACUCAAAAACAAGUAAAAUUACUUCUACUAGUUUUAAUUCUUAUAAUAAAAAAAAAUUUAAAAAAAUAUUGUCAAAACACUUGCGCCUCUCUCCCGCGCCUGUGUGGCCGCGCAAUACUAUCAAUAAAAUAAAAGAUCGAAAAAAAGUAA
This is a messenger RNA of Bactrocera oleae (olive fruit fly), 12330 nucleotides long. Its product is annotated as titin homolog. Gene Ontology annotation, biological process: negative regulation of DNA-templated transcription. Gene Ontology annotation, cellular component: RSF complex; chromatin. The record is from RefSeq and is a predicted model, not a curated record. NCBI's taxonomy places the organism in Eukaryota, Metazoa, Arthropoda, Insecta, Diptera, Tephritidae. Gene Ontology annotation, molecular function: histone binding.